UCAGCCACAGUCCUAAUAUUAUUUAUAGGAUUUUCUAUAAAUUUCACAUCUGUGUGGUUGCACGAUUGCUUUAAAAUGCUGAAAAUUGGUUGACGAAGUUCGGCAUAAUAUUCCGUUCUAGGAAAAUUGAAAAUAAUAACAUUAUGACAGACAUGACGACAGAAAUUAGUCAAAGCAAAACAAUCUGCAUUCUGGCUGUUGUAGCAGGAUGUUUUGCUAUCCUUUGGCCAUCUUUAUUUUAUCCAAUGCUAAAAGGAUCAUUUGCGCCUCACACUCAUACAGGGUGUUGCAAUGUGCUGUCCAGCACGGACGUGAAUAUAGUUAAAAUAGUUAUGGAUAUAUGUGAUCGUGUAAUUGAAACAACGGACAAAAAAACAAAAUUGGAAAAAUGUCAUAAGGAAAUUUUCAAAACAUGUGCAAUCGAUAUAACUGAUUUAUUCAAUGAAAAUAAGGUUGGAAAAAUUUCGCAUAAUAAGCGUUUACUCGACGAAAUAAGAUCUUUGAAUGGAUCUCUAUGUCUAAAAUACCAUUAUGGAAUUUCCUUGACAAGCUUGGGGGUUACACAUAGGCUUAAAGAAAGCGAUCAUUUAAUGAAUAAUAUUCCGCAAGAAAGAACUCCUGUUCACUUAAGAGCCUCCAAAGCGUCAAUGCAUCCAGCAUUAAUGGAAAAAGGACGGGCAAUUCCCCAACCUCAUAUUGGACCUAGACAUGGUAGUCCAACUCCUCACAGUUUCAAACCACCAAUGCCAGGAUCAAGACCGACAAUGGGAGGUAUGGGCGGCAGUAAUAAAAUCACUGGAGGAGAUGGUGGUAGUGCCAUGAAUAUACUGAUGCCAAUGUAUACAAUUGGAAUACUUCUUUUUUUUGUGUACACUAUGAUGAAGUUGCUGUCAAAAAAAGACGACGUUGAAGAUACUAUUGAUGAUAAAUAUUCUUCACAUUAUCCUUGUGGCAGAGAUAGUAAAUCAAAGCUACAGCCGCAGAAUCUUCCAACAAAAUUAGGAUUCGUUGAAAAGGAUACGAUCGUGAACGCGUUUUCGUCUUUAUUGGAAGACGUGAAUCGAGAAAUAUUAUCGUCUAUAAUUGAAAAAGAAAACGUUCCCACAAUAAUUGAAAACGAGGAUUUGAAAAACGAAAAUAUUGAUGAGGGGCAAUGUCCAACACAAACGAUAUUCAAUGACAUCGUAAAUGAUAAAAUUACCACUAAAAAGUCUACUCCAUCAGAGGAAUCGAACAGUAUUAAAUCUUUAAACACUUCUGAACCGCACGAUGAAAACAUUACAGAUUCGGAAAUUUCCGUAAAAAAAAUUAUUCAAGUCGUCAAUAUGGAAACAUCUGAAAGUGUUGGUGGUGGUCAUUAUUGGACUCCGACUGAAAAAGAGAAAAUACCUUCUAAAUGUAAAACAACAUCUACAGAAGAACCUAUUUCUCUACUCAUUCCUGGUACGAUUCCUAAGAACUCUCAAGUUUUAAUAAGCGAUGGUCCACACAAUACUCCCUUAGAAACUGAGGAUCACGAAGCAGUAAUUUCAAGCAAAGUCACAUUGUCAUUAAUACCUGACGAUCGAGUAGAGGAAUACCUAACUAGUGAUGAAGCGGAAGAUAUUACUUCAACUCUAUCAAAUAUUAAUUAAUAUGGCAAAAAAUGAAACAAAUGUAUGGUUUUCCUAUAUUUAAUAAUUAUAUGACAAGUAAAUAAUACAUUCAAUGUACAUGCACGAUUUUAAAAUAGGUAAUGACUGGGGAUUUGACGAAGAGUAAUAAAUAUGGGAGUAUUGGGAGUGGGAAUUUUAUUAUGAAAGUUUUUAAUUGCACAUUUGUAAUGUACUUAAUUAUUUUGUGGUAGAUUUUAAUAUUAUAUCUAUGAAUGAGCCAUUGUAAUGAACUUUUUAAUCUAUGUAAACAAAUAUGUGAUCAGUAUUAUUUUAUGUAUCUACCUAUAGUAACUAUAGUAUAGUUUGUCAAUUUAUAAGUACAUUUUCUGUUACUUUUGAAGUACUCUAGACUGAUAAUGUUGCCAAAUGAUUAGCAAACAUUUCUUAAAUUUCUUGUACUUUACCUGUAAUAAAUAUCUUGUCAAAUCAAAAAAUGUAUGGUUUUUAAAAAUCAUGUCUUUUUUUAUUUAUUUUAAUUUUUUUUGUCUGGCGUCAAUUUAGAACCAGUACAAAUUGCUUCAACUUAACUAUCUAUAGUUGGUAUUGUAGAAAAAUAAAUUACUUAUAGCAAUAUAAAUAUAUGAUAAAACAUUCUUAUAGGUUGAAAGACGGUCUCCUCAGAAUUUUUUCGUAUGCAACGAUUUUCAAUUCAAAUAAAACACCACAUUUUAGCGCAGAGUGACUUCCUCAGGUUUGUCACAUGUUUUCCUAUUUAACGUAAAUUAUAUUACUGUAUACAGGUUUGAUUUUCCAGAACUUUUCUGUACAUUAUUUUAUUUUUAAAAAGUAAACGUCUUACCUAGUUUAUUUUGUUUAGGAUUAAGUUACGAUAUAAAUAAUAAUAAUAAUUCACUCUAUUUACGUAUGUCACGACUCACAAGGUUGUAUAUUGAACCAAUUCAUAGUAAUAAAUAGUUUAAGUAGGCAGUAGCUAUUAUAAUUUACUUUAAAUUAUACGAUCAUUUCAGUUUAUUCCAGUAUUGCACAAUGCACAUACUUAAAUUAUAGUAUAGAAAAAACAUAAAAGUUACAAAUUGUAUGUCUAUAGUUCUAUACGUUACUUUUAAAAUUUUCCAGCCUCUCAAAAGCCAUAUCACCUCCAUCACAUGC
This is a messenger RNA of Diuraphis noxia (Russian wheat aphid), 2765 nucleotides long. RefSeq names its product RIC3 acetylcholine receptor chaperone (gene RIC-3). Gene Ontology annotation, biological process: protein localization to cell surface; synaptic transmission, cholinergic. Lineage: Eukaryota; Metazoa; Arthropoda; Insecta; Hemiptera; Aphididae. Gene Ontology annotation, cellular component: neuronal cell body; intracellular membrane-bounded organelle; neuron projection. The record is from RefSeq and is a predicted model, not a curated record.